Helianthus annuus (common sunflower) is the source of this 363-nucleotide messenger RNA. RefSeq lists its product as uncharacterized. Lineage: Eukaryota; Viridiplantae; Streptophyta; Magnoliopsida; Asterales; Asteraceae. Bases 1 to 363 code for a protein of 120 amino acids. The transcript has a single exon. The record is from RefSeq and is a predicted model, not a curated record.
AUGUCCAUGUUCAAGGCUCCUGCUAAAGUGGUGGAAAAAUUAGAGUCUAUGAUGAAAAGGUUCCUUUGGGCAGGAAACAAAGAUGUGAAGAAGAUGCAUUGGGUGUCACGGGACCGGGUGGCGUUACCGAAAAAAUUAAGGGGGCUGGGUUUAUGUAAAUUAAAAUUUAUUAAUGUUUCUCUUUUGUCUAAAUGGAUAUGGAGGUACAAGGCAGAAGAAACCAGUUUGUGGAAGUCGGUUAUCGGGGUAAUCCACGGACCUGGUAGGAAGUGGUCGUUUCUGCCAUUAAGCUCCGCUGUUUCUGGAGUCUGGAGGAACAUUGUGAAAAUGGAGGAAGGGAUAGUCAUCAAAGGGAAAAGUUAA